CGGCGCGGAGGUGCGCUCCCCUCUGGGCUCGGCGGGUGCUCGGGCGGCGGCGGCGGCGGCAGCGGCGGCGGCGACGCGCACAAAGGCGGAUUGUGGUUUUGCUGGUGCUCGCAGUCGGGCGCGCCGGGGCGGGGGCGGGGGCGAGGGCGGCAGGGUGCGGCGGGAGCCCCCGCGGGCGCGGCGCGGGCGAUGAGCCGGGGCCCGGCAUGGCCUCCGCGCGGCCGCCGGGCCGGGUCUGCGCCUCGGUGCCCGCGCCGGCGGGGCUCCGGACCGGGCCGUCCGCCCUCGCCGCCUCCCCGGAACCUGCGGGCGGCGCAGAGGCCGAGGAGCGCUCGCUGCACCACAUGCUGCGCGCCAUAGCGGAGGAGCGCAGCCGCCUCAGCCUGCGCCGCGAGGUCUGCGGCCUCGGGUGCUUCAAAGAUGAUCGCAUUGUCUUCUGGACCUGGAUGUUCUCCACCUACUUCAUGGAGAAAUGGGCACCACGGCAGGAUGACAUGCUUUUCUACGUGCGCCGGAAGCUUGCUUACACGGGCAGCGAGAGUGGCAGCGAUGGGAGGAAGCUGGCUGAGGCCGAGCCCGAGGUGGAGGUGGAGGUGUACCGGCGCGACUCCAAGAAGCUGCCGGGCCUUGGGGAUCCCGACAUUGACUGGGAGGAGAGCGUGUGCCUGAACCUCAUCCUGCAGAAGCUGGACUACAUGGUGACAUGCGCAGUCUGCACACGCUCUGAUGGUGGGGACAUCCACAUUCAUAAGAAGAAAUCCCAGCAAGUGUUUGCCUCGCCCAGCAAACACCCCAUGGACAGCAAAGGAGAGGAAUCCAAGAUCAGUUACCCCAACAUCUUCUUCAUGAUUGACAGCUUUGAGGAGGUCUUCAGCGACAUGACUGUGGGGGAAGGAGAGAUGGUUUGCGUGGAGCUGGUGGCCAGUGACAAGACCAACAUGUUCCAGGGCGUCAUUUUUCAGGGUUCCAUUCGCUACGAGGCACUCAAGAAAGUGUACGACAACCGAGUGAGUGUGGCUGCCCGCAUGGCACAGAAGAUGUCAUUUGGCUUCUACAAAUAUAACAACAUGGAGUUUGUGCGCAUGAAGGGGCCACAGGGCAAGGGCCACGCUGAGAUGGCAGUCGGCCGUGUGUCCACCGGGGACACAUCCCCCUGCGGGACCGAAGAGGGCUCCAGCCCGGCUUCGCCCACGCACGAGCGGGUGACCUCAUUCAGCACGCCUCCCACUCCAGAGCGCAACAACCGGCCUGCCUUCUUCUCCCCGUCCCUCAAGAGGAAGGUACCCCGGAACCGGAUCGCUGAGAUGAAGAAGUCUCACUCCGCCAACGACAGCGAGGAGUUCUUCCGGGAGGAGGAAGGCGGAGCUGAUCUGCACAAUGCCACCAACCUGCGGUCUCGGUCCCUCUCUGGCACUGGGCGCUCCCUGGUUGGGUCCUGGCUGAAGCUGAACAGGGCGGAUGGGAACUUCCUCCUCUAUGCACACUUAACCUACGUCACGUUGCCACUGCAUCGGAUCUUAACAGACAUCCUGGAAGUCCGGCAGAAGCCCAUCUUGAUGACCUAGCUGUGUGCAGAGCCACCCACCCUGCCCGGCCCCAGGAGUGCUGCCAAGUGCCUACCUGUCCACCGCCACCGGGGUCUUCUGUGACAGCCCAGCGCCGGAGCUGGAGCCAGGCAGGGCCACUCCAUGAACACCAGCCCAAACGGAAGUGCCUCGUUCUCCCCCCUGACGGCUCUGUAACCCCUCUCCUCUCUCAUGCCCGUGUCACCCCUCAGCCCAUCUCUAGAGAUGCCAAGAGAGGCCACAAGAGGAAGCAGCCACCACCCCGAAUGUGUCCCGACCCAUCAGCCUGCUGUGCACACCCCAACAGACAGACAGACUGGCUGGCUGGCCAGGGCAGCAGUUGUGGGAGGGGUGCUUUGUGUCAGACUCCAGCCCUUCCUGAGGGAACCCAGUGUAUGAUUUUGUAGUGCCGUACCAAGGAACUCCAGCACUCAAGCCAGCCCCCGCCUCAUCCACCCUCCAGGUCACCCCGGGUCACAGAUGAGGGAGCUGGGGGCCCACGCUGCAAGACGGGAUGGACUGGCCCCCGGCAGGGGAGGUCUCACCCCCACGUCUGGGGCCAGAAAGGCUUCUGCUGGCCCAGACAGGCCCCAUCCUGCCAGAGCAGCCUUUGCUUCCAGCCAAAGAGCAUCAACAUCAUACACCUCCAGCUUGUGGACAUCCCGCCCUGUGCCAGUGGACAUCCCGCCCUGUGCCCCGGCUGACAUCACACGCGGAAUGCGCAUUCUGAGUGCUGCUUGGGGGGGGGGGGGCUGGGGAGUCAAGGAGAAGGAGGGUGUCUGUACCAGAGGGUGGGCGGGCAAGGGUGGAAUCGUCAUCCUCCCAGGGAGGGUCCAGGUAACAACCUCCCCUAGGGGCCACCAGCCACUGGCGAGGGGCAGGAAGACAGUCUUUCCUCUUCCCUGGCUUCCUUCCUUCCGCUGAGUGUGCUGGCCCAUUUCUCCGAGCAGCUCACCAAGGCAAAAAGGAACUGCGGUCCACAAGGCCAGGCCGGGGGGGGUCAGUGAGGAGCUGACCCGCCAUUGCGCUCCACACAGGGUUUCCAUCUGCAGUGACCAUGGGCCCCUUUCUGAACCAGGAGCCUUCUCUUGAGCGGAUGUGUUUGCCGAGCCCACUGGGAGUAAGGGGCCUCUUGCUGUGUGGUCCCUAAGAAUAUUGGGGGGGGGCUCUGUCACACGCACUUAGAGAUCUCUCUUGGGGGAGGGGGGUGUCUUUUCCUCCUGUAUGUUUUAUUCUGGGCCGGGAGGGGGGUAUUGUGCUGGGCUCUGGGAACAAGGAACUGCUUUGGGGCUUUCUCUAGGUUUUUGUAUGCUGUUAUUAAAAGCAAGCUAUUGCAUUUCA
Erinaceus europaeus (western European hedgehog) is the source of this 2906-nucleotide messenger RNA. RefSeq names its product KIAA0930 ortholog. The transcript is spliced from 10 exons. Lineage: Eukaryota; Metazoa; Chordata; Mammalia; Eulipotyphla; Erinaceidae. Bases 207 to 1565 code for a protein of 452 amino acids. The record is from RefSeq and is a predicted model, not a curated record.